This is a messenger RNA of Symbiodinium sp. CCMP2592, 6447 nucleotides long. NCBI's taxonomy places the organism in Eukaryota, Dinophyceae, Suessiales, Symbiodiniaceae. The record is from the annotation of a GenBank genome assembly.
AUGCUUGGAGCUCCUGAGGACGAGUUUGUUUCUCAAGACAGCAACGUCAAGGGCACUUUGUCUAUGGCCAACACUGGCCAGCCGGAUUCCGGCGGGUCGCAGUUCUUCAUCAACGUCAGAGACAACACCUUCUUGGACUGGUUCUCACCUGGCGACUCCCGACAUCCAGUGUUUGGUCGAGUAGUUGACGGCUACGAUGUGGCUGUGAAGAUCUCUAAGGUCUAUACGCAAAGCGAUAGACCGGUAGAGCCAGUCAUGAUGGAGUCCGUGUCUAUCAAGAUGCUUGACCAAGAAGCAGCCGGAAUCCCCAAGCCCAUCGUCGCCAAUGUGUUGUACGGAGGCAACAAGCAGCAUCGCGCGCAAGCAGAUGUGACAGUUAGCAUGCCACAUGGGGCACUUGCUGGCGCUCAGACAUUGCUUCAGUUUUUGCAGCCUAGUCGCGAUCCGGACCUAGGAGUGGACUUGACCACGCAUGGCAGCAUCCGGACCCGAGCAUUGCGGCCACGACAUCCGGUGAAGAAGGGUGAUGUGAUCUUUGCAGCGCCGCCAAGCCACGUCAUCCACCCUGAGGAUGAAGAGGGCAGGCGCUUUGCCGGCUGUCGCGAUGACCGGUGCAAGCUGGCCCUAGUUGUGGCCGAGAUGCGCGUCCGGCCUGCUGGAGGUACCCGAGGUCGCUUCUGGCAGACGGCCAUCGCCUCUUAUCCUUCCCUCGCAGAGUUCGAGUCCCUCGGAGUUCCGCUCGCAGCCUCGGAGUCUGCCCUUCGCGUGCUUGACCAAACCCCUGAGUUUGCCCCCAUCGUCGCGUCCGUGCGAAGCACACGAGCGAGCAUGCUCUCCGCUUUGGGAGUGUACAACAACAGCGAGAGCCACAAGCACUUAAAGUUCGCAGAUGUGCUUUGGGGCCGGCUGGUUGUGGAAACAAGCAACUUCCAAUCCAACUGUGGUCUCCACGUGGCACCGGUUGCCGAUCUGGUGAACCAUAGCAGCACACCCAAUGUGGAGUACUCCUGCAACCAAAGCACGGGGGAAGUUUCGCUCACUGCAAGCCGAGACAUCUCCACGGGAGAGGAGCUGACGGCACGCUAUAAUGCACUCCCAGAGCUGGACAACUUUGCGCGGUAUGCCAUGGUGGAAGAUCGGCCGAGCCCAACGGGGCUGAGCUCCGCGAGCUGUUUAAAGCUGCAGCUGGCUAGAUUGGAUGGGGAGCCGUUGCUUCGAGCCGCCGCUUUUCUGCAUUUGUCCGUGCAGUUGCAGUUCUGGUCUUUGGAAGAGGUGCCAGAACCACCGGCCCAGAAUCGACGCGAGCGUGACACGAAGUACAACUCGCCGAGCGCCAGCGAGGGCGAGAAGCCAGAACUCGGGACUAUGCAGUGGGGCACUUUACCACCAUUAACUCAAAUACCAGGCAUCUCGAACCAAGUAUAUGGUCCUCAGCCCUACAUUCCUCUUCCUUCAGCCGCGUGGAGCUCUGCGAUGCCCAUGCUCUCUGCUCAGAUGGACAGGAUGUUCCCGUCUGCCACCAGUCCAGUGGGCUGGCUCUGGGAGUCAUGCGAGCGUGCGCAGAACAAGAUGGACGAACCGGGCCAAGGAAGUGGAUCGGCAAAUGCCAAUGAGAAGGUCAACAGCUUCGUGCUUCGGCAUGAGGGCGGAUCAAUGAACGAAGAAUUCGUAGGGAAGUCCUUGGUGUGCCUCUGCUUCAGGGCGGCAGCGAGGCCCUGCCCCGAGGAGAGUCGCUCCGUCAUUCUGCGCUCGUGCCCUGCUUUGCAGGUGGACGAGCACGGUGUAGACGAUUGCGAUCGAGAAGUGAUGAUGGGCGUUGAGGAUGAUGAUUGCGACGGCUCCCGAAGUUGUUGGCCGCCUUUGCCCGAGAAAGCCAAGACUGCAAACAACCAUACCGCCAUUGGAUAUUCUGGUCCCAGGUCUCAGGCUGUUUCCAUCGGUUCCAUUGGGUCUUAUAUGCAGAUGGAGGAUGUCUCGGAGAUCUCACCAGACUCUCCCGGCCAGUCUGCCGGGUGGCGAAAGCUACGCGCGAAAUACGGUACGGCCGCUGCUUUUGAACAGCUGCUGCAGCAAGUCCGUGCGCACAACACCCAGCAGCUGUACGAAGAUGACUGGACGCACACAUUGGCAAGCUCUCCUGUUGCUGCUGAUGGUCCAGGAGUUGAGCCAUGGCCUUUGCUGCACACGCGGCGCACGCGUGGACUUCACAAGACGAUGGCCAGGCGCAAAGCGAGCAGACAAUGCUGUCCUUACCGGACGUGGCUCUGCAUCUUUCUGGGUGGCGCUGUGGUGUUUUUCGUGGUUGGGCAGCCUGGGGAGCGCACCACACUCCUGGCGAACGUGGGCUUCGAGCUUACGCUCGGAAGCGUUUCAUUGCCGGAAGGACAGCCAGAUGAACACGAGCUGCCAAAGUCUGCAGCGUCGAACCCCCAAGACCUCAGCUCAUCCUGGUAUGGAUUCUACAUACACGCUCAUGGGCGCCCGGCAGCUGUGAUUCGUUUGGUGAGCGAGGUCAAGAAGUUUUUUGCCGGAUCUCCGAUCUAUUUGAUGAGUGAAGGAUACAUGGACUUUGCACCACUUUGUGCAGCAGAAGGUUGCAAAUUUGUGAUGUGUCCGCCUGCUAACGACCGAUGGCAUCCGUGGCCCUUCUUGCGACGGCUGCACGAUGCCGCUACAUACUUGCAAUCCGAAUUCGUGAUACUUCUGGAACCUGACAACACGCUUCAUGGGAGCGUAAGGCACAAGCCUGACUUUGAUGCGGGGGGCCUCCUUUUGAAGGACAGAAAAAUUGGCGGCAGUGACUAUGUCGAGCGGCUGGCCCGCGCCCGCGUUUCUGAUUUCCACUGGGCCCCCAGCAGUCAGCAGGUUGCCCUUCGUGGAGGAUCUUGCUUCCGGAGAGCUGCGGUCUUGGACGCAUUCGCGGAUGAGAAAGUUGCGAAGAUAGACUGGAACAUGCUCGCAGACAACUUCAGCAAGGAGCAUUUGCAUGAGCAAGCUUUCCAUUUGUUGAAACUUAACCCAAACUUCGCAGCAGUUGAGCAAACAGCAGACGAUCAUGCACCGAUGCCCUUGGAGGCUUUUUCGAAAGACCCGCUGCGGUUGGAGCUCGGCUUCGGAACCGAUGUGAACAGCACCGGGCGAGAAGACAUCCGACAAAUUUGCAAGCACAUGGGCUUAAACUUUCGGUGUGUCGGAGACGGCACGCAGAAGCGAAUCAUGGCGCUGAAGUUGGACCAAAUCCGGGAGCGGAAGCGUGCCGAGGAACUGGCUCUGGAAGCCCCUCGGGCUGUCGCUGGCUUCUACAGAGGCGCACUGAAUGCGAUGCCAGAAACCGAGAAGUUCAAGAUCAACGCUUUGUUUGUGCAAUUCUACGGCGGCGAGAGGGCAUGGUCCCUGGGCGAAGCAUACGCUCCGGAGGCCUUGCGUGCCGAGGAGGACGAACGCCGCGAGAAGCGUCGGCGACUGGGAGAGGAAGAGGCCUCCGAGAGCGACUCAGAGGACAUGGAAGCGCUCCUUGGCCGCUGGGCGACAGUGCAGAAGGCCCGACUGAACUUCAAUGCUGGACCGGUCCUGGCUGCAAAGUUCCGUGCUGCAGCGGACAAGCUCCCAGAGAUCUUCUCCUACGACUUCGCAAUGCAGUAUGCUCUUGCAGCACGUGGCUGGGCUGUUAUGCCAUGGACUGAAGUCCAAAUGCACGAGGACAGAAACCAAGAUGCAGCAUUCCUUCUCCACUCUGGCAGUGGAGGAAACCCGACAUACGAGGUGCAAUUGAAGCCGGAGGAUGCAAAACUGUACAGCGAGUCUUCUGAGUACCAGGGAAAGGAUGUGACUUGUCAAGUGUGUUACAGCUUCGAGCGUUACGCUGUGCGAUGGGGAACGGACCGAUGUACAAACAAACAGGCUUUCGAGUAUUCUGAUCGCUUAAUCGAGCUCUACCAUCCGCAGCUGGCGAAGGGCGAAAAAUGCGAGACCGACCUUCAGAGCCUCUGUGAGCCGGGAAAGAGAGUUCGACGCUUUGCAUCAGCUCCAGGUAGAUCUGAUUUCGCCAGUCUUGCCAGCACCGCUGGGGUCGUCGAGAAAUAUGGCUUCUACCUGCACGUGUUCCACUCUCCUGCGGCAGUUCUCUACCAGGUGCGGAAACUCAAGGAAGUGUUUCCGACGUCACCCAUAUACAUCAUGAGCGAUGGUGGCCUUGACUUCGGUCCUUUGUGCAAUCAAACAGGUUGUACCGCGACUGUUUGCCCCCCUGCGAACGAUCGCUGGCACCCGUGGCCAUUCUUUCGGAGGCUGUACGAUGCAGCAGAGGCUCUAAACACGGAGUUUGUCAUCAUGUUGGAGCCCGACAACACGAUUCAUGGUCCAAUAAAGGAGCCGCCCAAGUACGACGCGGGAGGAGUGCUGGUGAGGGAUCGCAGUUUCGCAGGUGCUGACUAUGUGGAGAAGCUCGCCAAGAAACGCGUGGAUGGGUACAAGUGGCGCAAAAAGAAUCAGCAGGCCGGCUUGUGUGGAGGAUCUUAUUACAGACGAGAGGCUAUACUGGAUGCGUUUUCAGAUGAGCGUGUUGCGGAGAUUGAUUGGAACUACCUGGGAGAAAAAUUUUCGAAAGAGAUCUACUCGUCAGACUUUGCUCUCCAGUACGCGUUGGCAGCUCGAGGAUGGACCAUCAUGCCAUGGGAAGAAGCUGCACAGAUGCACAACGACAAGGACAUCCCUCUUGCGGGUCCCAAAGAUGCAGCGUUCCGGCACUACUCGGGACCAGUGGGCAAGCCGACCUAUGAAUUGAAGAUGAGGAAGGAGGACCAGCAUCUUGUCAAGGAGCAACCGGUGCAGUACAGAGGCAGAGACCCCAACUGCCAGCUGUGCUACAACUUGGACCGAUAUGUUCAAGUAUUCCAAGCUUCUGAUGGAGCGAUAUCAUCCAGAAUUGAAGACCCGCAAAUGCGAUCUCAUGUGGCUUUGCGAGCCGGGAAAGAUCGCACAGUUUGGGUAGCAAGCUGCGUUCAAAAGCACUUGCUCCCACUCCGUGGCGACCAGCUUUCGUCUCGUGGGGUUGUCAAUAUACUCGAGGGGAUGCUGAAGGAAGGCCAGAUCAGAGGAUCCGAAAUCGAGGAUAAGCCGAACAGUGAGGACGAAGAAGAGGACAGAUCUUUGGCAGGUGGUGACGAGGGUGGAUAUGGGCCCAAUUGGCGCAAAGUCAGACGUGCUGUUGAGGUUGCAUCGGCUUUCAAUGGGCUGCUGCAAGAUGUUCGGGAUACCCAAGCCGGCAGCCUGUACGACCGCGACUGGAAUCGGCCAGGGUUCGGAGGUAGCACAAAGCUCAUGGGCCCCAGGAUGCCAACGCAAUUCUUGGGUUCUCCACUGACUGGCUCGCAGCGUCUCAGUCGAGCAGCUCGGCUUGACUCGCCCCCCAGGAAUGGCGCAAAGUCCCAGAAGCUGACCAUGGUUUCCAAGUCCAAGUCACAGAAAGCUCCAUCAUCCGCAGCUCAGUCUGCGACCACACCUCGUUGGAUACAGGUUUCAUCGCCGCAGAGCUCGGUGUCAUUGUCAGAACGAUUGGACUCCCCACCAGCAUCAAGGCCAGCUUCCAAAACGCUCUCCAGCAGAGCUGAUUCCAAAGCUCUCGCGGACGGACCCGAGACUUCAAACCCUCGACGAAAACAACCAUCGACGACCUUCUCCGGUCUGGUGGCAGUCAAGAGCAGGGGAUCGUCCAAGACGGCGCCAGAAGUUCACGACCUGGCAGACGAUGACGACGAUGCUAUACAGUUCUCAGCAGAGGCCGAUUCUCGGCAACCGUCCUUGGCAUUGUCGGUCAGGGCACGGGAAGGCUCUACGGUGUUGGCCAAGACUCCAUCCAUGGCUUUGUCCGUCAGAGACGGCUCUAUGGCGCUCUCCGAGAAGGUGGACGACGAGCCGGGCAUCAGGCAUCACUUGGCGUCAGCAGAAUCCAUCUCCAUUGUUACCAACGUGCAUGCAGCACCUCCAAGGCUAGCGGACAUCACAUGUCGGAAUGGACCCAAGCUGAAUGUGGAAGCCGUUCAGCGGCAGCUUUGCUGGGAGCGUGGAGAGGAGGGGGAGGCGGGGGAGACGCCACUUUACAGGGCCGCCGGCCUUGACGAUCCGCAGAUAGCCCAGGUGCUGCUUGCUGCUCAGGCUGAUGUGAAUUGGUCCGGCUCAGACUUCAGCUUCACGGCCUUGCACCAGGCAGUCUGUUUGAACAACUGCAAGAUGGUUGAGGUCCUUUUGAAUGGAGGCGCUGACCGUGACGGAACAGACGAAAGUGGUUCCACCCCAUUAAGCUUGGCACGCUCCGUUCAGCUGAGGUUGGAGGCCGAGCUGGCCGAGGCCGCCGAGAACUGCGCACAUGUUUGCGUGCGCGAGAUGGAGCGGCAGGCUGUUCUUCAGGACCUGGAGCAGAACAGCAAGAUUCGCGACCUCCUGUCGUAG